Cuscuta campestris is the source of this 2772-nucleotide messenger RNA. The record is from the annotation of a GenBank genome assembly. NCBI's taxonomy places the organism in Eukaryota, Viridiplantae, Streptophyta, Magnoliopsida, Solanales, Convolvulaceae.
GCCACCUUAUCUACCACCAAGCUUUCAACCCCCUUUUCUAGACUCGAAUUUUAGACGUGAACUUCAAUUUCCUGUGCAUCUGAGUUGAUUUGGAUUGUGAUUAUCUUUGCUUAAUUCUAGAUUUCACCCGACAUUUGAAAAUUAGGUUAUGUUCUCUCAUACUUCCGAUUCUACCUCACACCAGCAGUUCGAGAUUGUGUUGAUUCGUCUGGAAGGCCAGUGGCUCAUCAAUAUCUGAAUUGAAUGCUGAGUAGCAGGAUUAUCGUCUUAUGCUGCGUUUGAAGUUCCAGAUCGAAACCAGUUUCUUCCAGUAAUGGCAGCCGCAGGUUCUUUGCAACUUCCCCAUCAUUUGGGAACGUGCAAGAACCACAAUCACAGAUUACGAGUAUUUCUAUCAUAAUCGUCUUCAGUACUUGUGCGUUCCAUUUUAGGGUCCGGAAUAUGAUUGAAUUAUGGUGUUUGUUGUGACAGAAUGAGAUUGGAGGCAGCACGUUUCGAAGCUCUACUACUAGGAUGUCCUCAUUUCUUGUGCAGCAACAUUGUUGGAGUAUCCGUCUUUCAAUGACAUUACAAGUCAAGAAACAUGCACUUUGUUAUAGAAAAUUUCAGUUUAGGUGCCGUUCUUCUUUGAAACCAGGCCAACCUGUUGAUAUUACAAGUAUAAAGAAUGCUGUUAUAAAUGUAUCGAGAUCAUACAGUUGGUUACAAAGCAGCCCUCUUGUUCUCAAGUUGAUACCAGCUGUUGGAAUUAUUGCUUUCGGGAUAUGGGGUUUGGAACCAAUCUUGCGCCAAAGUAGAAACUUAUUCCUCCGUGUCGGUCAUGCUUUUAAGUUUUGUUUAUUGUGCUAUUUGACAAAUGUUUAGUUUUUCAUAUAAUUUGUGACAAUCUAUUUACAAUGAUAUAUACAGAAAAGUGAUAGUAGUUGGAACAAGAGUAACACAUAUCAUGUUAUGACCUCUUAUCUUCAACCUUUGGUGCUGUGGACUGGAGCAAUGCUUGUCUGCAGUGGAUCCAAUGGUUCUUCCAACAGAGGCUAGUCAAAUUGUUAAACAGCGGCUUCUAAAUUUUGUGAGAUCGCUAUCAACAGUGUUAGCGUUUGCUUAUUGUUUGUCAAGUGUGAUACAGCAGACACAUAAGUUUUUCAUGGAGACAAAUGACCCUUCUGAUACGAGAAAUAUGGGCUUCCAGUUUGCUGGAAAAGCUGUAUAUACUGCGGUGUGGGUUGCUGCAGUGUCAUUGUUCAUGGAGUUGCUAGGUUUUUCUACCCAGAAGUGGCUCACUGCUGGAGGACUUGGGACUGUCUUGCUAACUCUUGCUGGCCGUGAGGUUUAUUUCAAAUCUUUAGUUCUUGGAUUUUAUUUUUUAUUUUCCUUCACCUGGUUCACCUUGUUCUAAUAAGUACAUACUGAUAUAGUGAUAUUUGGUUUUUGAAUCCUUCAUGCUGUUAUUUUUUGAUAAAUGUGUUAACUCAACUCUUGUGAUUUUCAGAUUUUUACUAAUUUUCUUUCUAGUAUGAUGAUUCAUGCAACUCGACCAUUUGUUCUCAAUGAAUGGAUCCAAACAAAAAUUGAAGGUUAUGAAGUUUCUGGAACUGUGGAGCAUGUGGGUUGGUGGUCACCAACAAUUAUAAGAGGUGAAGACCGUGAAGCUGUUCACAUACCUAACCACAAGUUCACUGUUAAUGUUGUGAGAAAUCUCAGCCAGAAAACUCAUUGGCGGAUAAAAACUCACCUUGCCAUUAGUCAUUUGGAUGUCAGUAAGAUUAAUAACAUUGUAGCUGAUAUGCGGAAAGUUUUAUCAAAGAAUCCUCAAGUAGAACAAAAAAAGUUGCACAAAAGAGUUUUUCUAGAGGAUGUUAAUCCUGAAAACCAAGCCCUCCUGAUCCUGAUAUCUUGCUUUGUGAAGACCUCACAUUUUGAAGAGUACCUCUGUGUGAAGGAAGCUAUCCUAUUGGAUCUUCUGAGAGUGAUACGACACCACCGAGCCAGAUUAGCCACUCCAAUCCGAACUGUUCAGAAGAUAUACGGGGAUUUAGAUUUGGACAACAUACCUUAUGAUGUAGCAGACCCAAUAUUCAACCGUGGGGCCACCUCGAGCCGCCAGGUGCUGCUCAUUGAGCCAACAAAAGUCAGAACUGUGCGUGAGGAAGACUCCCUCAAGGGGGAACGCUCAACACCACCACCACCCGAGAACAAAGCUGAACCCAAAGCGAAUGCCAUCACUUCAUCAACACCUGACUUGACCAAGCUUGAGCCAAAGGUUGGACAAGUCUCACAUGUUACUGCUAAAACAACCUCAAAGCCGGCCUCCAAGCUGGACCAGAAUGCUUCAAAGCCGCCAUCAUCAUCAUCAUCAUCAUCAAAAUCUGCUGGCAUUGAAGAGAAUAUAGUACUCGGUGUUGCUCUGGAAGGUUCAAAGAGAACCCUUCCUAUCGAAGAGGCAGCAGUGAAGGAGGUCAAAGAAUUGUCCAUGUCUCACAGUAGUAGCAGUAAUGGAUUGGUAGCUACUUCAGAAAAGGAUAAACAGCCGAGUCCGCGUUCUUCAGGUGCUCCUCCUCCCCCGCAUGCUGACCAGCAGGAAUGAUUUAUCUUUUUGUCCUGUCACUUGGUGGUUCAACAUUUUAUUAUGGACCAUUUUGUGCUCCUUACAGCCAGCCUAAUAUCCUGUGAGAUUCAUUCAUGGCUAAAAAAAAAAAGAUUAACUUUACUAAUGUAUUACUCCGUACCUAAUUUCAUCCUUCUAACCUCAAAAGGCAACUCAGGGUCCUACUA